UUGAAAGACCAAUUGCAUUGGGUAGCUGUAGAGGCAGACCUGAAUGGGUGGAUGCUCAACAUCUUUGACUCCAGUAUUGGAUCAAUUUCCGAAAACAAUUUGAUCAGCUUGAUGGUUGACUGGUGUACCAUUUUCCCGUCGGUCUUGCGACAGUCCGGUUUAUUUGAGAACCAUGACGUUAUACUCGCGCCUCAGUUGACAGCAUCAGAGAGCCAGGUCAGACCCUUCGAUUGGAAACUCACUCCACGUGAAUUCGUACCGCAAACAAAAUCCAGUGGCGAUUGCGGAUGUUACGUAAUUGAGCAUAUUGAACAUAAGCUUCUACAACUACCAUUUGAUAAUGUAACUGACAAUAAUAUGAAACUUUUUAGGCAAAGGUGGUGUGUAGACUUAUUCUACCAAAACUUAUGUUGAACGGUCUUAAUUUUUUUGAAUUGUAUAAUUUUUUUGAUUGCUCUU
This is a messenger RNA of Humulus lupulus (European hop), 459 nucleotides long. RefSeq lists its product as uncharacterized. NCBI's taxonomy places the organism in Eukaryota, Viridiplantae, Streptophyta, Magnoliopsida, Rosales, Cannabaceae. The record is from RefSeq and is a predicted model, not a curated record. Gene Ontology annotation, molecular function: cysteine-type peptidase activity. The coding region runs from base 52 to 414 and encodes 120 amino acids. Gene Ontology annotation, biological process: proteolysis. The transcript is spliced from 2 exons.